Molecule: messenger RNA, 2160 nt
Organism: Paramecium sonneborni
Lineage: Eukaryota; Ciliophora; Oligohymenophorea; Peniculida; Parameciidae
Source: the annotation of a GenBank genome assembly
AUGAUGUUGAUAUUAGUAAUUUUUAGCAUUUUAGAAAACAUUAGUAAUUAAGUUGAAUAACUAUUUGUUAGAUACUUCAAGAGUUUAUCAAGAAUUGAGUGAAGUUUAGCUUAAUUAAUCAUCUAAUAUAAUGAGAUGUACUCUGCUUAAUAAAAUUGACUUUUAUUAUCUAAGUUAAAUUUAACCAAAUGUCAACUAUGAGUUUAAAAUACUUGAGUCUCAUUUUGCAGUUGAUAUUUUUGUUGAUUUUUAUUUAAGAGGAGAUUAUAUCAAUAAGUCUAUAAAUAUUAUACUUGAUGGUAUUCUGAUUGAUUAAUAUUCAGUGCAAAAUGAUCAUUCAGUUCCAUUUUGUGAUGAGUAUAUAUUUAUUAUAGUUAAUUUUAAAUAGCAAUUAAAUAUAGGCUAAUACUUAUUUCAAGACUUACACACAUUAUUAGUAAAACUUAAAUUUGGCAUUUUAAUUAGAGAAUUCAAUAAAUUUUUCAUUAGGAAUUAGAAACAUUUAAAUAAUACCAAAAUAAUGUCAUGAAUCUUGUUCAUAAUGUGUUGGACCAGAAAAGAAUUAAUGUAGAUCUUGUUUUAUAGGAGCUUAAUUAAGUAAGAAAACAAAUGAAUGUAAAUGUCCUUCUAUUAUACCUUAUUUAAGUUUGAAUUAAAAUUAAUGUAUAAAUAAAUGUGAAUUGAAUGAAUAUUUUGAUGAAAUUUUAGAUAUGUGUGUAUUAGAUGAUAGUAUUAUAAUGAUUUAAUUUUAGAAUAGGAAUAGAUAAAUUAAUACUUUUGGAACAUAUAUGAUUUUACAGGAUGGUCAAUGAUUGAAAAUGGGAAAAUAUCUCCAUUAAUUGAUAAAUUCUACAUUAAUAUGAAUGAAAAAGGAGUCGGAAAAUUCUUUUCAGGUUAAUCUAUAAAUUAUAGAUUAAAUAAUGCUUAGCCUUAUCAACAAUUAAGAAUAAGAGGAGACAUUUUCAUCUUUAAAUCAUAAUAUUAACCUGAAAUUUAUGUUCAAGUUGAUAAGAUUAAUAAACUGAUAACUCCAUUACACUAUAAAAAUGAGACAGAAUCAAAGGGAUAUUUAUUAUAUCAUAUUGAUUAUAUUAUAGAUGCAUUGCCUAUAUCAAAUAUUACAAUAAGUGUUACUAGUAAUAAUAAUCUACUAUGGGGUAUAAAUUAAAUUGUAAUCAAUACAAUAAAUUGUUAAGCCAAUUGUAAUUCAUGUAAAAGCAAACUCUUCUGUAGUACAUGCAAAAUUGGAUAUUAUCUUUAUUUAGGAAAAUGUGUUACAUAAUGUCCAAAUUAUUCUAUCUAAAAUAAUUAAGUAUGUAAGGAUGCUACAGAGGAAUAUCCAUUAACAACUACUUUGCUUAGAGCUUUUGAUGAUAAUCUUAUCACUAAUUUUAUAGUGAAAAAUACAAAAAGUAUCCAUUCAUUUUAUUAAAAUUAAUUUGGAACAUUUUAUAAUGGUGUCAGAUAUUUUGGUGGAUUAAAAGAUAAUGGAAACUAAUAUUUUCAUAAAUAAUUCAUUAAUCUACCACCUCAUCAUAAAAUUAUUUUAGAAUUAUAGAUAAUGACAUUUGAGUUUCCUUAAUAAAUUACAUAGAACAGUAUCUUAUAUAAAGAGAACAGUGUUACUAUUUAAAUAGAUUAAUAAUAAAUAAUAAAAAUUAAUCCUUAAAAUGAUGAAGUAUAAAAAAUAUUUUCAGAAAUAUAACAUCAAGCAACUAAUUUAAGUAUUGCAAUGAUAUCAGUUACAUCUGCAGAUACGUAUUUUAGUUUUGGUAUUUCAAAUCUCAACAUUAUGAUAUAAAGAUGUUAACCACUUUGUAGAACUUGUAUUGGUCCUGAUAAAAAUGAUUGUACUGAAUGGAUAAUAGAGUAAAAUUCUUAAGAUUAGGAUUGUAAUAGUGGCUUUAUUUUUGAUAUUGAAUAAUAAAAAUGUGCAUUAUGUCCAAUAGGUUGUUAGAAAUGUUCAGACUAAAAAACUUGUUUAAAAUGUGAAGACACUUUCAUUCAAUAAGGUAGCAGUUGUUUUUGUUUGAAUGGAAAUAUUGAUGAAUUCACUUUAGAUUGUUUAGGUAUUUAUUAAAUCUAUUAUUAAUAUUAGUUAAUCCAUCAAUUCCUUGAAAAUAUUUAAAAAAUUCUACAUAUAGAAUACAAUCAUUCCCA